This is a messenger RNA of Olea europaea var. sylvestris, 1272 nucleotides long. RefSeq names its product B-box zinc finger protein 22-like. The transcript is spliced from 3 exons. Gene Ontology annotation, cellular component: nucleus. Bases 127 to 1014 code for a protein of 295 amino acids. Gene Ontology annotation, biological process: photomorphogenesis; regulation of DNA-templated transcription. Lineage: Eukaryota; Viridiplantae; Streptophyta; Magnoliopsida; Lamiales; Oleaceae. The record is from RefSeq and is a predicted model, not a curated record. Gene Ontology annotation, molecular function: zinc ion binding.
AAGCAUCAGUACACAUUCAUAAACCCUCUUGGUCCCCACCCCACUAUCCCCUAUUCUGCUAUUCAUAGAGUUGAUUCAUUUAACAAUCUCACCGGCUUAGAAGAUCGAGAUUGGAACCGACGUGGGAUGAAGAUUCAGUGCAACGCCUGUGAGGUGGCGGAGGCGGUUUUAUUGUGUUGCGCCGACGAGGCGGCGCUGUGCAGGCCUUGUGAUCAGAAGGUGCACGCCGCCAACAAACUCGCCAGUAAGCACCAGAGGGUUCUUCUCACUACCUCUUCCAGUCAGAUGCCAAAGUGUGACAUCUGUCAGGAAACGUUUGGUUAUUUCUUUUGCCUAGAGGAUCGAGCUUUGCUUUGCAGGAAGUGUGAUGUUGCUAUACACACAGUAAACCCCUUGGUGUCUGCUCACAAAAGGUUUUUACUUACCGGUGUUAAAGUAGGCCUUGAGGCUGCAGAACCUGGUCCAUCUAUAUCCUUGGGGAAGUCCCUCUGUAAUGAGAAAACCUCAGAAACAGAGUCUCAUCAACUUCAGAAGUGGACCACGCCUGUGUCAUUGACUGGUCAACAUGUCAAAGCUUUACCUCUCCAAGCCAAUGGUGGUGAUGGUUUUAUAUCAUCGAAGUUACCUUCUGCUGGAGGUUCAGCAACUGGAGUUUCCCAAUGGCAGUUAGAUGAUUUUCUUGUUCUUGGAGAUUUCAAUCAGAACUAUAAUUUCAUGGAUAAUGGCUCAUCCAAGGCUGAUAGUGGGAAGCAAGGAUUGGAUCGCUUCUCAAGUUUUCAAGCUGCAGUUGGAGAAUUGGAUGGUGAUGAGCGUUUCGAGCAGGCGCCAGAUGCAUUUUUUACGGUGCCACAGAUCCUUUCUCCACCUACAUCAUCAGGGCUUUACUGGUCUAAAAACUACCAGAAGACAUCUGAUUCAGCUGUAUUUGUGCCUGAUAUAAGCUCUCCCUUGCGAAACUUCCAACACCAUCCUCAGUUGCACGGUACUACCUCAAAACGGAGAAGGCAAUUCUGAAUCAUGCUUCAAGCAUUUUACCCGUUCAAUGGUUAGGAUCCAGGUCGUGCUUUAAAGGUCCCUUGUUUAUUUUGCUUGGUUUGUUUGAGCAGUUAGCUGUGGGGAAACAUUUACUUCUCUUGUAUGUAGGUUUUGUUUCACUGUGCUAGUUUUCCAUAGUCUUUCUCGCAUGUAGGUUUGUUUCAAUUUGUUUUGAACUCGUCUGGAGAGUGUACUGAAGAAUAUCAUCAUAUAAUGAAAAUAUCACCCUUUGUUGUU